AUGCGUUUCGGAGCCGCUAUUUCCCUGCUUUGCGCUGUCGCCGCUGUGGCGCCCGCUGCGUUCGCUAUGCCAGUCGCCUCUGACGCGACCGACGGUCUCGAGGCUCGCGCCUACGACGCCGAGGUCGCCGACCUGCUCGCCCGGUCCGACUUCGACGAGGCGACUUCUCUCCUCGCUCGUGCCGUCACGGACGUGCUCGGCGCGCGUGAAGACCCGCCCCGCUACCACAAGAACGACCCCAUCAACGGCAAGAAGCCAGCGUACUCGGCGAAGGACCCGAACCCUCCCCCGAAGUCUUCGGGGGGCUCGAGUAAUGGUCCGCGCCGCCCGCGUGAGCUCGCGGAGGUCGACGAUCUCUGGGCGCGCGAUGUCGAGGAGGUGAUGGCACGCGAAGACCCGCCUCCCUACCGCAAGCACGACUCCAUCAACGGCAGGAAGCCAGCGUAUUCGGCGAAGGACCCGAACCCUCCCCCGAAGUACCGCCAGCACAAUCCGCACGUGCCGGACCGUGAGUCCAAGCACAGGCCUUCGGGGGGCUCGAGUAACGGUCCGCGCCGCCCGCGUGAGCUCGCGGAGGUCGACGAUCUCUGGGCGCGCGAGGAGUUGGAGGACAUGUGGGCGCGCGACGUCGAGGAGGUGAUGGCGCGCGAAGACCCACCCCGCUACCACAAGAACGACCCCAUCAACGGCAAGAAGCCAGCGUACUCGGCGAAGGACCCGAACCCUCCCCCGAAGUACCGCCAGCACAACCCGCACGUACCGAACCGACAUCCUGUUUGCGAGGAGUCGGCGUCAGGUGUGGUCGUCCUUCGUGAUUCGCGUUCUCACUGA
Molecule: messenger RNA, 831 nt
Organism: Fomitopsis serialis
Lineage: Eukaryota; Fungi; Basidiomycota; Agaricomycetes; Polyporales; Fomitopsidaceae
Exons: 4
Coding region: 1-831 (276 amino acids)
Source: RefSeq, a predicted model, not a curated record